AUGGGUAGCUAGAGAGGAGGAAGGGAAGUGGAUAGAACCAGAUCUAAUGAACCAGUGAUAUUAACCAAACCAUGGCAAAAGAAAGGCCUCGUUCGGCCUGGUGGUUCCCAGAAUGUAGCUUACAGCGCGCAUUAAAAUACAAUGAUUACUUGAUCACCGGCCCCUCGGAGGGCCAUUCCUGUUUGUGCCCUGUAAGUGGACCGCCCCGCAGGAAGAUGGGGGAGAGAGGGUUCAUAUCUUGCAGAGAAAUUGUGCGAGAAAGAAGAUCCAGAUUUCUGGUACCUCCUCCGUCGGCAUCAUCGUCGUCAACGGUGGAGGGGAGGGGACAGGACAGGACAGGAGAGAAUAAGAAGACAAGGUACCGAGGAAGACAAUUAUUUUUCUCACGCAUAAAGUCUUAAAAGUUCGAUUCUAGGGCUCAGGACAGUUCGAUUCCAAUCGAAAGACAGGAAAAGAUAACUCUUAAAAGUAAGACAAUAUUAACUCACGCAUGUUGGGAGGAGGCGGCGGUCGCGCAUCUCACACGUGCAAAAACCCGUGGGGGCGAACACACGAUUAGAGGGACGAACAAGGAGUCCUGAUAACUUCUGUGAAUCGCUGGGUGGAGGGUUCGUCGAGACGCGUUUCCAGUCCACCAGCCGCUUAAGGAACUCCAUGACCUGCAUGGCCCAUAAGUCAUUAAAUAACCUAGAGACAGAAAGCGGGUCUCGGCCCACGAUCCACCGACAAACCCAACUGGUGAUCCCCUAG
Molecule: messenger RNA, 750 nt
Organism: Spirodela intermedia
Lineage: Eukaryota; Viridiplantae; Streptophyta; Magnoliopsida; Alismatales; Araceae
Source: the annotation of a GenBank genome assembly